CAGAGUAAACGCUUCAGCUUAUCCCCAUCUCUAAAAAAACCCUAAUCACUCUCUCUAUCAUUUCUCCACCGCCGCUGUUCAACGGUGGUCAUUUUCUCAUCCGAUCAAAACCGAUCUUCUCCUACACAAACACCAACACCAUGGCUCCUACCUCUUCUGCUACUGCUACCGCGAUUGCGACUGCAACAUCUUCCUCAGACGCCAGCGAAGGACCAGUGAUGGGACUCAUCAACAAACGCAUCCGCGCCCUCCGCAAGAAACUCAACCGAAUCGCUCAGAUGGAAGACUCGAUCUCCCAGGGGAAAACCCUAAACAAGGAGCAACAAGAAGUCCUCCGCUCCAAACCCUCCGUCCUCGUCCUCAUCGAAGAGCUCGACAAGCUCCGCGCUCCUCUCUCCUCCGCCGUCUCCGAAGAAAUCACCCUCGCCACCACUCACCACCACCACCAAGAAGCUCCUCCUCCCUCCGAUCAAAACGACGCCGCUCCCGAGGUGGAAGAAGAAGAAGGGAAGAAGUUGGAGGAUUUGGUGAAUCUGUUGUACUUUGGCUCCCUCUUCGACGUGAGGUCGCAGAGCGAGUUGGCUUCGAUCAUGCUGACGAGGACGCACGAGAGAGGUUGCUGUUUGGUUUACGAUACGGUUACGGAUGAGUCGACUGAUCUGCUUUGUGAUAAGGAUCUGGAUUUGAUUUCGGAGCUGUGGACUAUGAUGGUGUCUAGGCCUGCGGAUUCGUUCUUGUCUCAUAAGAACGCCUUGGAGCGUUGCGUCGAGCAUGCUAAGCUUUGGUUGGCUAAUUCCGACCAGCCGAUUGCUUCCAACUGCAAUGUUUCAUAUGCUGGAUUGAGAGAGAAGUUGAAGAAGAUUAUGGGUUCUAAUUACUUCACUAUCACUCCUGAGAUGGUAGCUCCCGUUGAAGCAUCUGGUGGUAACUACGGUUCUUUCCAAGUCGCUGCUGACAAUGAGCAAAAGGAAGAAGACGCAUCAAACUUUACAGAGCAAGAAUCUGCUGUAAACGAUCAAUCUGAGCAACCAAAGGAUGAGUCAGUGACUGAAGGAGAGGUGGUCCAAGAACAGCAGGAGCAAGGCUAUACUCAGGUGGAAGGAGGGAGGUCGAGGAGAGAUUAUCAGCAACAGUAUGUGCCUCGUGGGACCCACCAGAACCAGAGAGGUCAUAGAGGUGCUCGAAGAGGUCAUUCCAAUGGCCCCCGAGGAGGUCGAGGUGGCGGUGGUGGCGGUGGAGGCUAUUCGAAUGGGCGGUAUGAAUCUUAUGAUAACGCCGGUGGAAACGGUCACCAAAGGAGCUACUACAACAACAGAGGAAGGGGACGUGGUGGUGGUGGUGGAGGUGGAGGAAAUGGUCAUUCAUACAACAACCACCAAGACUCAAAUGUAACAGUUGCGUCUUAGCCUUUUUAGCUUUUGGGUUGCGUCUCUUUGUUUUCCGCUAUAACUCAUAUAAAGCCUUAUCUCGUGGUUUGGAACCUUUGUCAAUUGCUCUUUUGUUAUGUAUGAACUUUUGUUUUCUUUU
Messenger RNA from Raphanus sativus (radish), 1527 nucleotides. RefSeq lists its product as uncharacterized. Bases 141 to 1406 code for a protein of 421 amino acids. Lineage: Eukaryota; Viridiplantae; Streptophyta; Magnoliopsida; Brassicales; Brassicaceae. The transcript is spliced from 4 exons. The record is from RefSeq and is a predicted model, not a curated record.